Molecule: messenger RNA, 1779 nt
Organism: Nycticebus coucang (slow loris)
Lineage: Eukaryota; Metazoa; Chordata; Mammalia; Primates; Lorisidae
Product: ankyrin repeat domain-containing protein 26-like
Exons: 8
Coding region: 13-1779 (588 amino acids)
Source: RefSeq, a predicted model, not a curated record
ACACUAAAAGAAAUGGAAGAGAUGAGAAAAAAUGAUUCUAUAGCAUUUGAACAAAUUAAGGAAAAGUUAACAAGAGAAAUAGAGCAACAUAGAAAAGAAGUUGCGAUAAAAGAAGAAUUGGAACACAGACUGAGAGCCCAAAAUGUGGAGUUGGGGACCCUUAGAAAUAAUCUGGAGAAUUGUCAAAGGCUUGAACAUGAAAGAGAUCUCCUGAACAAAGAAAUUGUCAGACUAAGAUUGAAAGUAGAAAGAAUGAAAAUGAACAAUGAGGAGAUAGACAAGAAACACUUGCGGGACUUGGAAAUCAUCAAAGACAAGACUGAUGAUCUUCAAAAUGCUGUAAAGCUCAGUGAAGAAAGGUUAAUGAAAGUAACAGCCCAGUAUAGUGGCCAGCUCAACAUACUACGAGAGGAGAAUAAAGUGCUACAAGCCAAACUGAAGGAAGCGAAAGAAAACCAGGAAAAACUAGAAGUAGAACUUCAAUCCCUCCGUCUCAGACUGGCAGAUGCUAACCAUGAGCGUCACCAAAGUCAGGUCUCCCAAAGAGACCUUGCCUUCAUUGUCCAGAGAACAAAAGAAGAAUGGUCUGGUACACUGGAAUAUAUGAACUCUCGUGCUGAAACCCUUUUCCAACAACUUUGUGAUGCAGAAGAGAAAUUCAGUUGCCUGCAAGCUGAGUUUUGUCACAUGAAAGAUGCUCUUCGAGAGAAGACUUUUGCUCUAGAAGGUGCACAGAGAGACCUGAUGGAAGCACAGUUUGAAAAGCAGAACAUUCAACUGAAGUAUCAAAGUGAACAAAGAACAGUGAGUAUGUACAUUGUAAAGCAGGAGUCUUUAGAGCAGAGACUGUCCGGACUGCAGUGUAAAACUAUGUCACUUCAACAACAGCUGGAUGAUGUUCACAAGGAUUCUGCAGAUAAAGAGAAGGCAAAACACAGCAGAGACAGCCUGUGUGCUGCAGUGGUGAAGGCUCUUGAAGUAGGGCAUGAAAAGUACAGUCUGCUUUUGGAGGACAAAAACAAGAAGUUGCUUGAUGAAUGCAAUCAUUUAAAAGAAAGGCAGUACCAAUAUAAAAAAGAGAAAGUGAAAAGAGAAGCAGUUUUGAGACAACUUCGCCAAGAACUGUGUGAUACCAUGCAAAAACUAUCCAGAUCGGAGACGUUACUAGAAACUACAUCACGUUGUCACAUUCAUUUAGAAGAUGAGACCCAACAUUCAAUGAGAAAAAUAAGUCAGAUGACAAACCAAUUUCAAGAAGUAGAGGAUCAACUCAAAGAGGAAGGACACCGUGCUGAGAAGAUGCUAGACCAAUGGAAAAAGAUCAAAAUGGCAAAUUCCAAAUUAAAACUUACUGUCAAAGACCAAGCCGAAAAACUCAACCAGUAUGAGAAAGACUUGUCAAGUGCAAGUUUCGUGCAGAAAUCUCUGGAAGAUCAGUUAGCAGAGACUAUAAAAUGUAAAAGGAUGAUAGAAGACCGCAUGCAAAGCCUUGAAAAAGAAAAUUCAAAAAUGAAAGUAAACUUUGGAAAGGCACUGGACUGCAUUGAGAAAUAUGUGUCAUCUGCAAGUUCAACUGGAGCAUCAUCUCAAGGAAAAUUAGAGCAUAUUGUUUCAGCAGGAGCUCAGAUGAAAUCCUGUAUUGCAUAUCUGGAAUCUGAAAUCUCUGUAACAGAAACUUCUCGAGAAGAAAUCAAUGAAACCACAUUUCGGAAAUACAAGCAAUUCUAUCUAAAAGAAUUGAAAAUUAGAAAAUUGUCAUACAAAAAACUAAGAGAGUAG